AGCGUCACUGUUCUUGGUUCGAGGUGUUGUGAAGAGGGUACAACAGAACCCACGAAAGUAAUAAGGGUUUUAUUAUCUCUGAAGAAUGUUUCGAGCUUCGAAUCAAGUUCUGCUUCGCAAGGUGGCUAAAGGCAAAGCAGAAAUUGAGGCAAUGUUAAACAACCCUCAACAAUUUCUCUUGGAAUCACUUCAUCUUACUGGUUAUUCAGGUGCAUUGGCAAAUCCAUUGAUGUCUCCUGAGUUAGUGUUCGAGGAAACAAACAGAUCUGCCAUUCAAAUGUUCUACUAUGACAAUUACACUGCUGAGCGCAUGGUUUUGGCAGCAUAUGGGAUGGAUCAUGAACAACUAUUGGCUAUUGCGGAACAUCUGUUAAAUGACAUAAAGAGUGGUCAUCCUAAAGUAGUUCCAAAAACAGAUUAUGUUGGAGGGGACUUCAGGCAUAGAGUAAACUCUGAGAAAACUCAUGUGUCAUUGGCUUUUGAAGUUCCAGGAGUUUGGAUUCAAGAUAAAGAUGCAAUAGCUUUAACUGUUUUGCAGAGUCUUAUGGGUGGUGGUGGUUCAUUCUCUAUUGGUGGCCUGGGGAAAGGGAUGCAAUCUCAACUCUGUGAGUGACUGACCUAGUGGUGCUCUCAAUACUUUCUUGAGAAGGCUUUUGUUCAUUAAUCAUGUCAGUUUUUGUAUUAUCCUGCAUGUACAAAUUGCUAUACGAGUGCUUUUUGCCAAUAUUUUAGUGCAGUGAG
This is a messenger RNA of Telopea speciosissima, 741 nucleotides long. Its product is annotated as probable mitochondrial-processing peptidase subunit alpha-2, chloroplastic/mitochondrial. Gene Ontology annotation, cellular component: mitochondrion. The record is from RefSeq and is a predicted model, not a curated record. The coding region runs from base 86 to 613 and encodes 175 amino acids. Gene Ontology annotation, molecular function: metal ion binding. NCBI's taxonomy places the organism in Eukaryota, Viridiplantae, Streptophyta, Magnoliopsida, Proteales, Proteaceae. The transcript has 5 exons.